GUGUCGGAGGAAGGGUGAAUAAACCGGGGGCAGGCGGUGAGCAGCCGCUCUCCUUGCCCUCUGGGACCGCACAGACAACUUUCUGCAGAGGGUUCAGCGUCUCUGCAACAUUGGCAGAGAGCGGCCAGCUACAGUGGAAGUAUUCGAGGGGUUAAUUAAAGAGACGUAUUGGCCAAAAUCAUGUCCUCGGAUGCCAGUCACAUGCUCGAAGCAGCCUUGGAACAAAUGGAUGACAUCAUUGCAGGUUCAAAGGCAGCAGCAGAGUACUCCAACGGGAUGUACGACAUCAGCUCCCCCAUCCCACCCACCUACCUGAGGUCUCUGCAGGUUCUGCAGUUGGUGGAAGACCUGCGGAUCGGGCUGGAAAUGUUGGGGAGCGAACGGGAGAGAGACGAGGUUCGGAAUCAGAUCCCCACAGCCACACUACAGGCAGUGGCUAACUGGCUGGAUAACAUCUCUCAACCUCUCUCAGGACUCUGGGAUGUAGCCCAUCUGGUCCAGGUCAAUCACCGUGUGCCUGUGAACAAUGAAACGUGCCAGGACCGACUGACCAGGCUAGAAAGUGACCGGGAGUGCCUGGUGCUUCAGGUGAGUGUGCUCACAGACCAGGUGGAAGCACAAGGGGAGAAGAUCAGGGACCUGGAGUCUUGCUUGGAAGAACACCAGCUGAAGCUCAACACAACGGAGGAGAUGCUGCAACAGGAGCUGAUGAGCAGAGCAACUCUUGAGUCCCAGAAACUGGAUCUCAUGGAGGAGGUGACCGCCCUGAAGGUUAAACUGUCCGGUAUAGAGAAGGACCGACGGGAGAGCGAAGAUCUGCAGCGGAGUGAGAACUUACUCCGGGAACUACAGAGGCUGAAAUCCAAGGUGGAGGAACUGGAGAAUGAAAAGAUAGAAUACAAGCAGAGACUGGAGGUCACACAGGCUGAAAUUGAAAAUCUUCAGGAGCAGCUGUACUUAAGAGAUAUCGAAAUUGAUCGUUUGCAGAGUCAGCUCUCUUCCAGAGCUUCAGUGCAGAGUGACGGCUCAGACCGAGAGGAUGUGUACAGGAAGAAACUAAAAGACAAACAUCAAGAGGUUCAGAAGUUGAAAGUCGGGCUUGAUUCCCUACUGGCUGCCAACGAAGAAAAGGACCUACGGAUUGAAGAACUGAAUCGCCUCCUGGCCCAGUGCAAGAUGAUGAAACAGAGGAUGCUAAUGGCUCAAGGUUCGUCAGAGCAGAUCCUCCUGGGGAGCAGUGAAGAAGAAGAAAGUGUCUGCUCAAAGGUAGCGACUCCCACCAGACUCGGACACUCUGAAGAAAUGAAGCCAGAGCAGCUGUCACCCAGUGUGUACUCAAUCCCGGUGGGUCUACGUCUGACUCCUGUGGAGAUCAACACGAGAAGUAUGGAGAUUUCUCAUGACCGGAGCUUCUCUGCGGACGAUGGAAUCAUAGCUGAAAGUCACUGGGCCGAGCCAAAGUGGACGUCUGCUAGCCUGGAGGAGCUGAACAGCACACGCGGCCCAAAGCAGCUCUCAGUCGGGGAGAACGAGGAACCCCCACAUCCGGAGAGGAAACUUUACUUGGAUGACAACAAGUACCAGACCCUCCCUGGGAAACUCUCACCAUCUAGUCACUUGGACAAGGCUGAGCAUUUCCCUCUGAAGCAAGAAUUGGCUGCGGUCCCAAGUGCAUCACCAGGAGGUCCUGAAGAGUGGGAAAGCACGGCAGCCAAUCUGAGGGAGACAGAGAUAAGCGUUGACUCCACGGUCAGCUCCUCCGACCUCUCUCCUCUCUCCUCGACUGUUGAGGGAGAGCAGCUCCCUCCGAGUUCCUCGGAAAACAAAAAGAACAAAGGGCUGAAGAAAUUCCUGGGGAAAAUACGGAGGACACACUCCAGUUCACUCCAGGAUGAUGACGAGGGUGUACUGGAAUUCAAGAGAGGCGGCCUUCGAGCAACCACAGGACCCUGUUUGGCAAGGUCGAGGGAACUCUCCAUUGCACAGAUGGAUCCCAGCCAACCUUUCCAGCAGUGGACAACUGAGCAGGUGUGUGCUUGGCUCGAGAAUGCCGGCCUGAGUCAGUAUGUGGCUUUGGCCAGACAGUGGGUCAGUACUGGACAGAAAUUACUUGCAGCAACACCCCAAGAACUGGAGAAGGAACUCGGAAUCAAGCACCCUCUGCACAGGAAGAAGAUCCAGGCACUACAGAAGGCAGUGGAGAGCGGUCAGAACGACAGCCCCGGGAAGCUGAACCACGUUUGGGUAACACGUUGGCUGGAUGACAUCGGCUUGCCUCAGUACAAGGACCAGUUUACUGAGGGCAGAGUGGACGGUCGGAUGCUGCAGUACCUCACUGUGAAUGACCUCUUGUUCCUGAAGGUCACCAGCCAGCUGCAUCAUCUGAGCAUUAAGUGUGCCAUUCACGUGCUCCACGCCAAUAAGUUCCACCCCAACUGCCUGCGACGUAGACCUUCUAAUGAGAAUCACACCACGCCAUCCGAUGUGGUUCAGUGGUCCAACCACCGCGUGAUGGAGUGGCUGAGGUCGGUCGAUCUCGCGGAGUACGCACCAAACCUCCGAGGGAGCGGAGUCCACGGUGGCCUUGUUAUCUUGGAACCACGAUUUAACUCUGAAACAUUGGCUUUGCUCCUGAACAUCCCACCACAGAAGACGUUACUUCGGAGGCACCUGACUACACACUUCAACCUGCUUAUAGGUCCUGAGGCUCAGCAGGAAAAGAGGGAGUUAAUAGAGUCCAGUAACUACAUGCCUCUGAAUACCACGGCAAAAGUGAGGCCAAAGAGACUCAGUUUCUCACACUUUGGGAAUCUGAGGAAGAAGAAGGUCGAUGAAAGCAAUGACUACAUCUGCCCCAUGGACUUCAUGCAGCGGGCAGCCAACGGCUCCCAGCAGAACAGCGGCGGCUCCAGGCCGCGGAAGGCCGUGGCCAACAAGGACCUGAGCAGGCUGGGCCAGGUGAGGAACCUGGAGUGCUGACAUCUUCACAAGUGUGCUAUAAAUGGGCCAAGUCUGGCCAAACUCGCACUGGGCCUUAACACACUAACAAAAUCAGGGAGAAGGCCUUCCAGCAGUCCCUGUGUGCUGGCAGAGAUCACACCUCACCGACAAGCAAAACGUAUUUGUUAACUUCGACUUCAGAGAAACCUGCGUCAAGUGUGCCCAAACGUGUGCAUGUGUGUGUGUGUAUGUGUAAUACACACAUGGGUGCCCUAUGGUUGUGUGUACACAUGUGUGCCUGGCUCUGUGUGUGUGUGUGUGUGUGUAUGUACAUGUGUAAACAUACAUACCUCUGUCUCUGUGUGUAUGUGUAUGAAACCAAAGUGAUUUUUGUACGGAUUUGGCAGGAUAUAUUUUUUAGCAGGAUGAACCAGGUCAGUGUGUUUUAUACGGUAUAAUUUUAGAUGAUUGAAGUCAUUGUAAAGUGUUCUAGUUGAGUGCAAUGGGAUAUAUUUUAUAUUUAUAAUUUAGUAAUCAAGUUUUUCGGACUACUGCUUGGGUCAUGUUGAGUGGAGCGGGUCCGUUGGAACAGGGAGGGUGCGAGGGAGCCGCUUCUGCCUCAACUCUUCCCGUAGAGGUUUCCGGUUCCCACUCUGCCUUCGGUGCAGUUUUCCUGGGCACUGCAGGUGGGUGUGGGAGGAAAUUUACCAGAGGAUUGCAUGCUGGUUCUUGUUUUGGGGCGAGAAGUUCUGCUGAGGCUCGGAAGUACCAGAGGCAUCAUGUUAGACUGAGUGGGUGGGAAAGUACGGUUAUUACAGUGCUUGGAUCUUUCUUAUCUAAUAAUUCACCAACCCCUCUCAUCUCCCCCACCCCCCACUCCUAGCUAGUGUAGGGACAGAGAAAUAGCAAAAAAACCAGGUUUUCCUAGACUGUCAAAUCCCCUCCUCUCUAGUAACCACCUUAAUCCAAGAAAAAUGCCAAAUUUCACGGAUGCUGGAUAGCAGAAGAAAAGGAAGAAAAUACUCGGCAGGUCAGGCAGCAUCUGCAGAGAGAGAAAACAGGGCUGAUAUCUGUUCUCAACCAUCUUUGAUCCCUCUCUCUUCACAGAUGCUAAAUGACAUUCGGAGAAUCUCAAUACUUUUAUUGAGAAUCUCAAUAUUUUUAUUCCCGAACCUCUAAUAGGGUUCUCUAAAAUUAAAUUCUUCUGGUAAAUCUGCAGAUUGCGAUUCCACUCAUGAUAGGAUGGGAUUGUACUUUGGAGAGAAACCUUGUGUCUCUCUCUUCUGUUGGAAACAUUGGCUUCCCCACUAGAUUGUUCUCAUGUCACUGUCGUAGGAUUAUCAUGAUUUCGCCAGGCCAUUUUCCUUCCUAGCCCUCUUGGUGAGGGCAUGGUCCAAUUUAACAUGUGAAAAUCCACACAAAGUAUUCCAAAACUCAAAGAUAUAUUUUAGGAGCACAAUUAAUAAAUUCUCUGUGUGGCUUUUUUAUGUUACUGUGAAGCUGAUCCCCUAGUGCAUACUUUAUAAAAUAAUUAAUAAAUAUAUUCCCUGAUGUGUAAGUGUGAUUUUAUCCAAAAUGGCUCACUUGCACUGGUUAAUCUUCACACAAGUUUUUUACCCGGAGUGUUGGGUGCACUGUCAGGAGUAGUGGUAGAGGCAGAAAGCAGCUGUAAUAUUCAAUAUUACUUACCUUCCAAUGGAAAAAAGGAGUAUGGGGUUAGUACAAGAAAAUUGUCACUGAGGUUAGUGUCAGACAUGACCUUUCUCAGUAGCAGAACAGAAACCAGCAUCCUCUUGGCCUAGGUUUGCUCCCAUUUCUGAUGUUCAAAGUAAAUUUAUUAUCAAGGUACAUAUCUGUCACCAUAUCCAGGCCUGAGAUUCAUUGUCUUGCAGACAUACUCAAUAGGAUAAUAACCAUAACAGAAUCAGGGAAGAAUUGUCCAAUUUAGGCAUUCAACCAGAGUGCAAAAGACACAAACUGGUCAAAUGCAAAAAGAAAGAUAUAAAAAUAAUAAAUAAAUGAGGAAUAAAUAUUGAGAGCCCUUGAAAGUGAUUCCAUUGGUUGUGGGAACAUUUCAAUAAUGGGGCGAGUGAAGUUAUCCCCACUGGUUCCAGAGCCUGAUGGUUGAGGGGUAAUAACUGUUGCUGAACCUGGUGGUGUGAGCCCUGAGGCUCCUGUACCUCCUUCCCGAUGGCAGCAGCCAGAAGAGAGCGUGUUCCGGGUAGUGGGAGUCCCUGGUAAUGGAUGCUACUCUCCAGUGCCAAUGCUUUGUGUAGAUGUGCUUGGUGGUGAGGAGGAAUUUAUCCGCGAUGGACUGGGCCAUAGUUUAUCCACUACUUCCCUUUCAAUGGCAUUGGUGUUUCCAUACCAGACUGUGAUGCAGCCAGUCAAUAUACUCUCCACUACACAUCUAUCGAACUUUGUGAAAAUUCAGAGACACACAGUUUUCUAGCCCAGCCAGGCCAAGAAAAUAACUGAAAACACUUAACCAGUUAAAUUUAACAUGUAAAUUGGUUCUGAUAAACCUUACUUUCUAAAGAAAAGGUAAUUAACCUCAAAUUCUGAAAAUGAUAUUCUUAUAUAUUUACAUAAAUAUUCCUAUUGGGUUUAUUGUCUUUUACUUCAACACCACUGGGUAGUUUCUUAAAGAUAUUUUUUAUUUAAAAACUUACUGUGGGAAAUCUCAGAUGUUAUAAAAUAUAUGCAAAAAUGUUUUAAUUUUUGUAAAAUCACAAAUAAAGAGGUUUUUUUAUUAGCAA
Hypanus sabinus (Atlantic stingray) is the source of this 5699-nucleotide messenger RNA. RefSeq names its product liprin-beta-2-like. The record is from RefSeq and is a predicted model, not a curated record. NCBI's taxonomy places the organism in Eukaryota, Metazoa, Chordata, Chondrichthyes, Myliobatiformes, Dasyatidae. Gene Ontology annotation, cellular component: presynaptic active zone. Gene Ontology annotation, molecular function: protein binding. Bases 181 to 2979 code for a protein of 932 amino acids. Gene Ontology annotation, biological process: neuromuscular junction development. The transcript is spliced from 27 exons.